Armigeres subalbatus is the source of this 2214-nucleotide messenger RNA. RefSeq names its product cytochrome P450 CYP12A2-like. The transcript is spliced from 7 exons. Gene Ontology annotation, molecular function: monooxygenase activity; iron ion binding; oxidoreductase activity, acting on paired donors, with incorporation or reduction of molecular oxygen. The coding region runs from base 543 to 2111 and encodes 522 amino acids. NCBI's taxonomy places the organism in Eukaryota, Metazoa, Arthropoda, Insecta, Diptera, Culicidae. The record is from RefSeq and is a predicted model, not a curated record.
AGCUUUUGCGUCGUGGAUAUCAAAAGCAACCUGCGCUGAAAACACUUCAAAUCGUCAAUACACCACACCAUAUUCCACGGCGACAGCUGUGUUGAUGCCGGACUCUGCUGGUGGACUCGAGAUGCGUAGCGCACAAAUACUAGGAGCCAAGCGAUCACGCGUCCACAAAACAGAAACUGCGACCACCGAAAAAAAAGUUCAAUGUCAUCCAUCCGGGCAAGGGUAAUGAAGAUAAUGACUAUGAUGACUGGUGUUCCGAUUCGCGAUCUCCGCAUCGCGUUGUCGUUGUUGUGGUUCGCACUAGUUCGCAGUACUGCUCCCGCUGCUGUCAGGCCGAUAUCUUGCUGUAAUCGAUACCACUGGAUCCAUAUCAGUUUGACCGAGGUAGCUGAUAACCCAAAUCGCACCUAAUCAAAGGGGGUUUAUUCUUCCACUUGGCACGGUGAGAUAUUAAACGACCAGUCGCCGGAUAAUUUCAUUUGCAAACGUUCCUCACUCCAAGUCAGUCCGGUUGAAGAAGGUUUCGCAAGUUGAACGCAAACAUGCUGCGCCAAGCGGUGAAAGUGAACAACUCUUUAGUGGUCAGUACGGUUCGGUUCCGUAGUACUCAGGCCCAGGCUGCAACAAUUGAUAGCGCUGCGGACGAUGCCCGUGACCAGGAAUGGGACAGUGCCCUGCCCUACAGCAAAAUUCCCGGCCCUGGAGUGUUUGAGAUGCUGAAAAAUUUUGCCCCGGGAGGCCGCUACCAUAAUGCCAACUUUCCUCAAAUGCAUCGUCUCUUCCGUGAGGAUUAUGGUGAUCUGGUUAAGAUGCCGGGCAUUCUCGGACGCAAUGAUGUUCUGAUGAGCUUCCGACCGGACGAUUACGAAACCCUCUUUCGCAGUGAAGGUCAAUGGCCCAUACGACGAGGUUUCUUCGAUACGUUUGUUCACUAUCGACAGAAAGUCAGACCGGAUGUGUUUAAGGGUCAUGGUGGACUGGUGACCGAGCAUGGAGAAAAUUGGCAGAACUUCCGUACGGCGGUCAAUCCUGUUAUGCUUCAACCAAAGACGAUCAAGCUGUAUGUCGACAAAUUGGAUGAUGUUACACAAGAGUUCAUGAAAAUCAUGUUGAAAAUUCGUGAUGACAAGAAUGAGCUGCCAGGAAAUUUUAAUCAGUGGUUGAACCGCUGGGCAUUGGAAACGAUGGGAGUACUGGCUUUGGACACCAGAUUAGGUGUUUUGGAGGAUUCGCAGUCCGAAGAAGCUCAUCUAAUUGUCAGCAAUAUUCGUCAAUUCUUCGAACUAACGUACCAGCUGGAUGUGCUGCCGUCCGUGUGGAAAUAUUAUAAGACACCGACAUUCAAAAAACUGAUGAUCACGCUGGACAAUCUAACUGAUCUGGUAAUGACCAAAGUUGAUGACGCUGUUAUUAGAUUGGAAAAGAAUCCCUCAGCUCCGAACGAUACUCAGAGUGUGUUGGAAAAGCUGCUAAAGGUAGACCGACAUGUCGCAAUUGUUAUGGCAUUCGAUAUGUUGAUGGCUGGUGUGGAUACGACCUCUUCGGGCGCUACAGGAAUCCUAUAUCUUUUGGCCAAUAAUCCGGAUAAACAAGCCAAACUUCGGGAAGAAAUUCGAAAAGUUCUACCCAAAAAAGAUUCACCGUUGACGCCUGAAAACAUGCGCAAUCUUCCAUAUCUGCGUGCUUGCAUUAAGGAAGGUCUACGUCUGUGUCCACCAGUCGCAGGAAACUUGCGUGCCGCUGGAAAGGAUCUCGUUCUACAAGGCUAUCAAAUUCCGAAGGGGACCGAUGUUGUCAUGGCAUCUAUGAUCCUGAAUCAUGAGGAGAGAUUCGUCGAGAGAGCCAAGGAGUUCCUACCAGAACGUUGGCUCCAGGAGGAUGGCUAUCCUAAUGGUAAGGAUGCUCAUCCGUUCUUGAAUUUGCCGUUUGGGUUUGGAGCACGGACAUGCAUUGGUCGGCGCUUGGCCAUGCUGGAGAUGGAGAUGAUAAUUUCGCGAAUCACCCGUCUGUUUGAGUACAGGUGGAACUACGGUGAACUGAGGAUAACUUCUACGCUGGUUAGUGUACCCGUCAACGAGCUUCGAUUCCAGAUGACCGAGCUGGAAGAUUAGAAAUUGUCCAGAUUUCAUGUAAUGUAAUAAUUAAUCAUUAGUUUAUUUAAAACAAGGCUGGGUUUAAAAAUAAGAUCUCAUACACAAAUGAAAUGAUGUCUUG